This is a messenger RNA of Heteronotia binoei (common prickly gecko), 1455 nucleotides long. RefSeq names its product autocrine proliferation repressor protein A-like. The record is from RefSeq and is a predicted model, not a curated record. The coding region runs from base 67 to 1455 and encodes 462 amino acids. NCBI's taxonomy places the organism in Eukaryota, Metazoa, Chordata, Lepidosauria, Squamata, Gekkonidae. The transcript is spliced from 13 exons.
UCUCACCUCUGGCAGGACACACUACCAAGCAACGAGCAGGCAAAGGGUCCAACAACGUGCUACGAGAUGCAUUCUUUGGUCCUUUUCCUCUCUGCUUCCUGCUUGCCUCCUGUUUGGCUGAUGGACCAGAAGGCUCUGGAUGAAUUUGUGAACCUUCCUGACCCUCACUAUGAAUAUACCCUCCUGACGUCAAAGCUGCAGCCCUUCCAUUACUUUGAUACCAUCAAUAUGACCUCCCAGAAGUGGCUGGAUGAAUCUGAAGUGGACAAACCAUACUGGAGCCAUGAACUGACAAUUCUUAUACCCAUAAAAAUGGCAAUUACAACCUCAUGUCUCCUUAUACUCCAACUUGAUCGAAAUGAAACUUCACCUCCAAGUCAUCCUUUCAACAAGUUUUAUGCUCUCAUAGCAAUGCUGCAAUCAAGAUCGAUCGUAGCUGUGCUGAAUCCAUUUCCUUCCCAACCACUCACCUUCUAUGAUCAUCCUUUAGGAUACAAGAACAUCACCGGAUAUGAUGCAGUUGCAUAUUCAUGGUGGAGGUUUAUGAAUGACCCAACUGCACCUCCACACUGGCUUGUGCAAUUCCCGAUGGUCAAGGCCACAGUGAGAGCCAUGGACACUAUAACAGAGUAUAUGAAGAACAAACAUCAUAAACCCAUUGAAAGAUUUACACUGACGGGCAUUUCGUUGGGUGGCUGGAUCUCCUGGCUGACGGCUGCUGUUGAUAAGAGGGUUGAAGGAAUUGUACCCGUUGCCAUGGAUUUCCUGAAUUUCACUGAGAGUUUCCACCACCAAUACCGAGCAUAUUGCGGCUGGUCUUAUAUGCUGAAACCCUUCUAUGAGAUGAAUAUAACACAAGAGUUGGAUAAUCCCCGUUUCAGUGAUCUGGCUCGUCUUGUGGACCCCCUGGCCUAUAAUGAGCGAUACGCAGACACAGCCAAAGACAUAAUCAUUUAUUCAGGGGAUGAGUUCUUCCCGCCUGACAACUCACGUUAUUACUUUUCUCAACUGGAAGGUACAAAAUAUCUUCAAAUCUUGCCAAACUAUGAUUAUGUGUUUCAAGAAGAAAAACCACUCAUAUUUUUCAUCUUUCCCUUCUACGUCAAAUUGACAAACACCAGUGGGACUAUCAUUCUACGUGCCUACAAUGUCUACAGAGUCUAUUCUUAUCAUGCUGACACAGUUGGGGGUACCAGGCGAGACUUCAGGAUGGAGAUAGCAGCUGGCAACUCUUCUAAAAACAACCCUGUAAAAUGGAUCCAGACUGAAUUGAGGGAAACAGAAAGAGAUGUUUAUAGGAAAGAAAUGUCAAUGCCAGCAAAAGGAUGGAGAGCUUUCUUCAUUCAGGUUGUGUACCCUACAAAGAUGAUUGUAACGUCAGAAAUGCUCAUCAUGCCGGACACUUUCCCAUGCUCUGACUGCAAUGGAGAUGGAUGCCGCGGUACACUGGUCUGA